Molecule: messenger RNA, 1260 nt
Organism: Gymnodraco acuticeps
Lineage: Eukaryota; Metazoa; Chordata; Actinopteri; Perciformes; Bathydraconidae
Gene: zp3c
Product: zona pellucida glycoprotein 3c
Biological process (GO): positive regulation of acrosome reaction; binding of sperm to zona pellucida; egg coat formation
Cellular component (GO): extracellular matrix
Molecular function (GO): acrosin binding
Source: RefSeq, a predicted model, not a curated record
AUGAGUGAGGACCUCAAACCGACAUUCCUGAGAGCGGCAAGUGGUGCAUCUACAACACUUGCACCAAGGCAAGUUCCUGAGUAUUUGGUUGUAUCUUCCUACGAUGACCAGAAAAGUGCCUUCAAGCCAGAAAAGGGUGCCAGACCCCUACCACCCUCGCUCAGACAAAUGUUACUUCAGACUGUCACCACUACUAUUGCAUCCGGAACAACAGCUUUGCAAACUUGGUAUUGCAAACUGAUUGAAAUCUUGUGCCAUGUUGACAGAAUGUAUGUUAGAGUAAGGAAAGAGAUCUUUAAGUAUACAGAUGCAUGGAAAUCUCUUAAACUAGGCACCUGUCCUGUUAACAAAGGUACCAAAGACCAUUACUACUUCCUCUACCUUCUGACGGAUAGCUGUGGAUUCAAGACAGAGAAUAAUGCAGAUUUCCGGGUGAUCAGCAAUGUGGCCAACUACCAGCCAAACACUGUGGUUUUAAGAGAUAUGCCAUUUACCAUUCCUGUGUAGUGUACAUUUCCAAGAUUGUUUCACUCUAAAGUUGGCUUCUACCCUGAAGUGAAGGGAGGCACUGUUUUUAAAGAACUCUCACCAAAGAGCAGCUUCACCCUUACUCCUCAAGAUGCAUCUGGCAAUGACAUCACUGUCACCAAAUCUUUACUGUACCUUGGUCAGCAAAUGUACUUUGAGGCCAAGAAACCUGAGCAUGCUGCUGCAUCCACUGGAGCGAUGAGGAUGUACAUCAACACGUGCUUCAUUACUGCUUCUCAAGACUAUACCUCAACACCUAAAUAUACAGUCAUUGACAACUUUGGCUGCAUGAUUGAUAGCAAGGUGUCGCUGCAAUCAAAGUUCAUCACCGGUACUUCAAAGACGUCCCAGAAAUUCGGCAUGACUGCCUUGAUCUUCAAGGACAAGGUUUCCACUUCAUCUGCAUCACAGCAAAUCUACAUGCUCUGUGACAUCUCAAUGGGGGCUGUGACUCCGACUGCAAAGUCAAAGGCUUGCAACUAUGACAAAGCUACCAAGAAGUGGAAGGAGCUGUAUGGUGAUGACUCUGUGAGCAGCUGCUGUGAAACCACCUGCUCCUCUACAAGUCCUAAGACUACCAGGAAUAUGUUCUCCAGUCACUCUUGGAAGGUGGACGUUCACCCCUGGAUGAAGGUCUUGGAUGCUGACACUUUCACUUUGGAGGACCCCAGCAUGGCAGCGCACAAAGACUACCUGCAGCACUGGAACAUGACUAUUAAAACAAAUAUGUGA